AUAUAAAUGCAGCUCGUUGCAUGUUCAGUGACUCCUACCUGCCUUCUUCUAAGGUGUUAAAGAGUUCUCAAUUAGGAAUCUCUGCAGCUUCAAGCUCCAACCCUACUCUCAAAUUCAAACUUCAAUAAUGACUGCAGAAUCUGAGGUAUUUGUGUAAACCUGCAGACACCUCGAAUAACAGAGCUCCAUGUAAGGAUGGACUGCAAUGGUUGCGAGCACAAGGUCAGGAAGACCCUGCGUGCUAUUGAUGGUGUUAGCGAAGUAUACAUAGAUCAAGGAAAUCACAAGAUCACGGUGGUCGGGAUGGCUGACCCUGAGAGGAUCGUCAAGGCCAUCAGGAAGACCAAGAGGGUCCCAACUAUCUUCUCACACAAGGAUCCCGCAGCCGAGGCUCAGCCUCCACCUUCCGAAGGGGAAGCUCCACCACCAGCCGACCCACCAGCCGACGCCCCUCCGGAAGAGGCAGCUCCAGCUGAGCACACACCGGAGACCAAGGAGGCACCACAGGCAGAAACGCCGACCAUGGAUGCCAUCAUGGUAAACAAGAUGCGUGACUACCCAUAUGGGGACGGCCACCACCUGUACAGGGAGCACUGGGCGAACCACCCCAUGGGCAUGCCUCGGGUCAGAUAUGAUGCUGCACCUGACCAUGUAACACACAACUACAGCCACCACAGCACGAGCCCUUUCAUAGCCGAGUACAGCUACAGAGGCUCUCCUGAUCAAGAAGGAAGGUACUACUACAGCUAUAACUACUACCCAGGCGGAGGCAAAGGAGAUGGCAGCCAGAUCACUUCAAUGUUCAGUGAUGAGAACCCAAACACAUGCAGCAUAGUUUGAUAUCCAUAGAGGUGAUCUAAGAAAGGAGUUUGUUUCUGCAGAACCUUCAUGUGCCAUAGAAGGUUGUGCUGAGACAAGUGAUGUAUGCUUUGGCAUGCAAAAAGGGCUAGUGUUUAGUUGUAA
This is a messenger RNA of Panicum virgatum (switchgrass), 963 nucleotides long. RefSeq names its product heavy metal-associated isoprenylated plant protein 6-like. The record is from RefSeq and is a predicted model, not a curated record. The transcript has 3 exons. Lineage: Eukaryota; Viridiplantae; Streptophyta; Magnoliopsida; Poales; Poaceae. Bases 196 to 840 code for a protein of 214 amino acids. Gene Ontology annotation, molecular function: metal ion binding.